AUGUUCCGUCGUCAAGAAAUCAACAACGAGAAUGAUACUGCCCUGAAACAACAAUUUACAAGAUCCAGUGAGUCCAAACCUGGGCGCUCUGUUGCUAAUUCAUCUGAGCGUUCAACUCAAAGGAGAGCUGUUUUAGGCGCUCUAGAUGUUAACCAUGCAACUACACGUUCCAGCGGAUCUAGACCUUCAGCAUCAACUUCAAGAUUCAAUAAAAAAGUAAAACUCUCUUCAAGCGAUGUCAGUGACGCUGAAAGAGAGAAUAUGCAAAUAUCAUCAGACUAUCGAAGCAAUAGUGACUUUGAUGAAGAAAGAGAGUUAUACACAAGAGUUAUCGAUGAUAUCGAUCAACAGAAGUACGACGACGAACUCCGCCAAAGUAAGCCUGAUGCUCAGUUCAUUCAGGAAGACCUUGGCUCGAAUAAGGAGUCCCUUAGAUCCGCCAUAAGUCGUACAACAGCAGCAUUAAAUACUAACCAGAAAGUUCACCUUGAUAAAACCAAUUCCUUUGAAGAAGAAGAGGAAGAAAGAGAUACAAUCAUCCUUGGUGAAAAUCUAGACAUGCAAUCACAAGGACAAAGAGUCGUUAACGAAGACGAAGAAGUAGAAGAAGACGUGGAAGACGAUGACAACGAUGUUGUUGAUGAUGAUGAAGAUGAAGGCCUGUUGGAAAUCGACCUUAGCCAACCAUUAAGUGCACCAUGGAAUCGUCAAAUUUUUGAUGAACUCGAACAUGUCAUGAGAAAGUUCUCUAGAGCAGCAUUGGACCCUAAUGAUGAGGACACUUAUGAUGCCACAAUGGUUGCAGAGUAUGCACCUGAGAUUUUUAAUUAUAUGCAUGAGUUGGAACAUAAGCUAGCUCCAGAUCCAAAUUAUAUUGAUAGACAAGAAGAACUCAGAUGGGAAAUGCGUGCCGUAUUAAUGGAUUGGGUUGUUCAAGUACAUCAACGGUUCAGUUUACUUCCAGAAACAUUAUAUCUUGCAGUUAAUUAUAUUGAUCGUUUCCUUUCCAAAAGAAAAGUUAGUUUAUCCCGUUUUCAACUUGUUGGAGCAGUGGCUCUUUUCCUCGCAGCCAAAUUUGAAGAAAUCAAUUGUCCAACAAUACAAGAGGUUGCGUAUAUGGCCGAUAACGUAUACUCCAUUGAUGAUUUCAAAAAGGCAGAACGAUUUAUGAUUGACGUUCUUGAAUUUGACAUGGGAUGGCCAGGACCUAUGAGUUUCCUUAGACGUACAAGUAAAGCAGAUGACUACGACUAUGAAACACGGACUUUAGCCAAAUACUUUCUUGAAAUCACUAUCAUGGACCAUAGGUUUGUUGCUAGUCAGCCCAGUUGGCUUGCAGCCGGAGCACAUUAUCUAAGUCGACAAUUGUUAAAUAAAGGAGACUGGACAGAGGCUCAUGUAUUUUAUAGUGGAUAUACCGAGGCUCAAUUGAGACCAUUAGCUUCUGUCUUAUUACACAAUUGUCAACAUCCAGAACGCAACCACAGAGCCAUUUAUGAGAAAUACCAAGAACGUCGUUACAGAAGACUGUCACUCUUUGUACAAGACUAUCUCAGGCAGAUUGAAUUUUGA
Lizanozyma spartinae is the source of this 1572-nucleotide messenger RNA. It is a transcript of the gene CLB4, whose product is annotated as B-type cyclin. Gene Ontology annotation, cellular component: centrosome; cytoplasm; cyclin-dependent protein kinase holoenzyme complex. Gene Ontology annotation, molecular function: cyclin-dependent protein serine/threonine kinase regulator activity. The transcript has a single exon. Gene Ontology annotation, biological process: mitotic cell cycle phase transition; regulation of cyclin-dependent protein serine/threonine kinase activity. Lineage: Eukaryota; Fungi; Ascomycota; Pichiomycetes; Serinales; Debaryomycetaceae. The record is from RefSeq and is a predicted model, not a curated record. The coding region runs from base 1 to 1572 and encodes 523 amino acids.